Messenger RNA from Phytophthora infestans T30-4, 1233 nucleotides. RefSeq lists its product as uncharacterized. Bases 1 to 1233 code for a protein of 410 amino acids. The transcript has 4 exons. NCBI's taxonomy places the organism in Eukaryota, Oomycota, Peronosporomycetes, Peronosporales, Peronosporaceae. The record is from RefSeq and is a predicted model, not a curated record.
AUGGCGGAUCAGCCGAAUGCUCUGCGUGAUCCUACCUUGGCGGAAUUAUACACAGGUCCAGAGCGUGCGCUACCUGACGAGAUCCAACGACUCCCAACCGAAGACACAGCGUGCACGUUCUGUGGCGUCAGCUACUUUGUCUUCGCCGAGGUGCAGGCUCUGCAGACGACAGUCGAGCAGUACAAAAAGACCUUCCGAGAUUUCGUGCGGUUUAUGGAGCACGAGCGCUCAGUAGCGCGAGAUUUACGGCAGCAAGUAGCUGAAUUGAAAGGUAGUUUUGCAGAUCUAGUGGCAGCUUGUAGCGCUAGCAUUAAGCAGAUAUCAGAGCAAAGUGAAGCUCAUCGUACUGCCAAACAAAUGGUAUUGAAUCAGCUCCAGCAGCUUCAACAAGAAUUAAAAAAAUCCGAAGUUGCCCAACGAAAGUUUCAGAUACGCGAAGAAGAACAAAAGUUGGUGUACUCACUAGUCGAACAGAAACUACGCAAUGAGAUUUUGCACUUAUCGAGUCAGAUGGAGAGCUGCAAACUGCUAUCUGAGUCACAGCAAGCAGAUUUUAAGGAGGAGAAUGAUCGAGACCAGCAACGGAUUCGAGAACUUGAGUCCAAGAUCGCAGAGAGACAAGAGCAAUGGACAGUGGCAGAAAGGCAAAUUGUUACGGAGCGAGAUGCUCUGAAGCAGCAGCUUCUGGCUAUGAACGAGCGCGUGGAGCUGGAGUCGAGUACCGCAAGACAGCUGGAAGGACAGUUUACUGCUAUUCGAGAAGAACUUAGUCGAGUCGUGGCUGCUAGCGACACUGAGCGCAAGUCCAGCUCACAGAUGAACAGUGAGAUUAUCCAGCUGAAACAUCAGCUGCAAAACCUUGAGAGGACGAGAGCUCAGCUACUUGCUGAUAAUGGACGAUACAAGGACGACAAAUACAAACUGGAAGAUGAGAUUAAAGCUCUGCGUCUGCGUGCAGAUACAUUGCAAGGACAGCUAAGUGUGAGCACGACAUCUACUCAGAAGAUAAAGAGUGAGUAUACUCACGACUUAGAAAACUUACGACAAGAACAUGGAAGUGAAAUCUGUCGUCUUCAACGAGAGCACGUGCGAGCUAUCGAAGAUCAGAAAGAAAGUCAGAAUAAUUAUCUGGAAUGUUUGAAGAAGGAAUCUGCGCAACAUCAAGCUCGAGGAGAAGAAUCGUCACGUCACGCGCUUUUAGCAAUGCAGGACAGACGUCGAGCGAACGAGUAA